AUGGAUGAGCUCACGCGUAGCAGCAGCAGCGGAGCUGCUAUAGCAGCCCCAUUGGGGGGCACUGCAGUAGGAGUAACAGCAGGCGCAUCAGUAGCAGCAGCAGCAGCAGCAGCAACAGCCCCUAGAAUGGCAGCUGCUGCGCCUGUCUUUCGUCUCGUUGCGGAAGCGCAGCGCCGCGUCGAGGUGGCAGCAGCAGCAGCAGCAGAAGAUGCUGUGAGGUGUCUCUCGGCGGGGGUUCAGCAGCAGCAGCAGCCGCCGCAGGAGCAGCAGCUGCUGCAGCAGCAGCAGGUUGAGGCUAAAGCACGAAAAGACGUGGACUGCGUUUUUCAAUGGCACACUGCAGCAGCAGCUGCUGCUGCAGCGCAUCUACCGAACCAGCCGCAGCAGCAGCAGCGGCAGGAUAACCAAGGCACUCCUGCAGCGGAAGCAGCAGAAGCAGAAGCAACAGAAGCAGCAGCAGCAUCAGCUGCUGCUGCAGCAGUAGCGACUCCUGGAGCUCCUCUGAGCCUUGUAGAUGUGUGGCAGCAGCCCCCUCUCUUUCCGGUGUACAUACACCUCAAGACGCUGACGCGGGGGUUUCUGCCUGCUGCACUUGUUGCUGCUCUGCAGCAGGAAGCAGCAGCAAUAGGAGUGCAGCUGUUGCCGCAGCUGCAACAAGUUUGUCUAUUCCAGGGCAACACGGCUUACCUGCUGCCCUUAGCAGCUGCAGCAGCAGCAGCAGGAGAUGCAGCAGAACCGUCGGUUGUGCGCUUAGCAACAGAUGCUCCUAUUGUUGCUGCUUGCUGCUGCUUGCGUAGGGCGCAGCAGCAGCAAGAACCCUCCGAGGCAGGGCAGCAGCAGCAGCAGCAACUCCUGCUGCUGCUGCUCACUACCCAGUCGGUGGUUUUUUUCGCUGUGGUGCUUCUGCAGCAGCAGCAGCAGCAGCAGCAGCAGCGACGGCACAGCGGCAUAGUUGAUUACAACUCAGGCGGCUGCUGCCCUUUGCUGUUGCCUGCUGCUUCAACACAGCAGCAGCAGGAUAGUAGCAGCAACAGCAGCAGCGGCAGCAGCAGCAGCAGCGGGGUGCAGCAGCAGCUGUGGAUGGCUCAGUUGGUUGCGCUGGAGAAUCUCUCACUUGAUUUGCCUGCAGACAUUCGCAGUUUGCUGCAGCAGCAGCAGCAGCAGCGAGAAGAGCAGCAGCAGCAGCUAUAUCGCAGCCCCUGGCACCCGGUGCCUCGGCUCUUUGCCCAGCAGCAGCUGCAGCAGCAGCAAGGUGGCAGCAGCACCGUGCAUGCAUGUAUAGGGGGGCAGCUGCUUGAGAUAUCUAUAAAUGCAGCAGCUACCAGCACUUUGCUGCGGCGCCUGCCUCUCCGCCUCAGCAGCAGCUGCACCAGCACCUGCUGCUGUAGCCCCACACCCAGCAGCAGGAACAGUAGCAACAGCAGCAGCAGCGUUGGAAGCGGAGACUGCAAUCGGUGCGCGGCUGCCGCCGCUGCAGCAGUGCAGCGGCUGCAGCGACAAGCCACAGCAGCAGCAGCAGCAACGGCAGCAGGAGAAUGCCGAGGUGUUGUGCUUGUUGCAGAGGCGGGGGACAGGCUGCUGGCAGCAGCAGAUGAUGCUGCUGGAGUUUAUCUGCUGCACCUUUCUAGAAGCAGUGAAGAACACAUGCUGUCUCGCUUUACUAAGAGAUUAGCUGCGCUUUUCCGACGCCCCUACUCAACAGGCAACAAACGGGGGUCAGCAACUGCAGCAGCAACUGCUGCAGCAACAGCUGCUGCUAUUGGUGUUGCUGCUUUAGAGAAUGACGCAAGGAGCGCGGAGCAGAUCGAAGGUGAGGGCAGCUGCGAGUGCUCGCUUUGCUGCGAGAAGUCUGGCACUGCAGCAGCAAGAGCAGCAGCAGCAACGGGAGCAGCAGCAGCAGCAGAAACAAGAGGCUCUGCUGAGGCUCAGGAAGAAGAGAGUGAAUCUUUAGGGUCUCCCGGAGGCGUCCAAUGCGUAGCGUACAUCUCCGCCAGCUGUUGGCAGCAGCAGCUCCUACAGCGGCAGCAGCAGCAGCAGCAGCAGCAGCAGCAAAAGCAACAAGAAAGACUGGAGGUGGCGGAUUUGUGCUGCUCCUUCACACCGGAUGGCAGCCCGCUGCUGACUAUCAUUACUUCGAGAGGAGACCGCGUGGUGUUGCUGGUAGAGCAGCAUCGACGUGCUGCUGCUGCUGCUGCUCCUGAUAGCAAGAGCAGCAGCAGCAGCAGCAACUGCUCCGCGCGCACGGCAGGGAGGUAUUCGCUGCGUAUUCUAUCUGUUCUGCACUCCCCAGAGGCCGCUCAGUACCAGGAGCAGCUGACAGCAGCUUGCAGCAGCAACAGCAGCAACAGCAACAGCAGCAGCAGCAGCACGCUCUUGCCUUUCCGUGGCUUCGGGCAGCAGCAGCGUCCGCAGCAGCAAGAGCAGCAGCAGCAACAACCUGCGGUGACUGUGUGCAGCAACGGCCUCUUUCUCUUUUCAGAGGGCAGCAGCACUCAGCAGGAGCAGCAGGAGCAGCAGCAGCAGCAGAUUGCAGCAGCAAACAGAGAGUCGGUGCUGCUCUCUCUUCGCGUCUCCUGGCCCUCGGACGCAGCCUCGACAGCAGCAGCGGCAGGCAGCUAUCCUUCUGCUUCUGCUGCUGCUGCUGCUGCAGCGCAGCAGCCGAUGCAUCUGCACUGCUGCUGCCGGCUGUCGCUGCGCUCUCCGUUGCUGGCAGCAGCAGAAGACCGCCUCUUGUGGUGGCCGCUGCAGCAGCCGCAGCUUAGCAGCAGCAGCAGCAGCAGCAGGUUGCGCCAGCUUCUGGGGGGCUGCACAGAAGGCCUACCAGAGUCUCUCUUUGCCCCUGCUGCAGCUGCCUCUGCAGCAGCUGGAAAGGACGUUGCUGCAGCUGCAACAGCAACAGCAGCAGCAGCAGCAGCACCUGGCAGCAGCAGCAGACGCUUGUGGCUCUUCACACCCACAGAGUUCUUACUCGUCGAGGUCUCGGCCGGUAGCAGCAGCAACAGCAGUGUUUGCUGCGGUGCUGUAGGCGCAGCAGCAGCGAAACGAGGUGCUGCUGCGCUGCUGGCUCACCGUACAGCAGCAAAGACCGUUCGGCAGCAACUACAGCAACAGCAGCAGCGCAGCGUGCUGGGCCGGCUGCAGCUAGAGGCGGAUGCAGCAGCAGCAGCAGCAGAAGCAGCAGUUGCUGCCAUUGAAUUCAGAAAGGGGUUUCUGCUGCAGCCUCCCGCUGCACCUCAAACGCGGUGGGGUUGUCUGCAGCUGCUGGCGUCUCUCCAGCUCAGCAGCAGCAGCAGCAGCAGCAGCGCUUUGCAAGGGCGCAACCUGCCGAGACUGACCCUCAUCGCGGCUGCAUCAGACAGCAGCAGCAGCAACAGCACUGAGGAGCAGCAGCAGCAGCAGCAACCGCAGUGGGUUGAAGCCUUAGAGAUGCGCCUGGCACUCCUCAUCGGCCGCCUGUGGGGCGCUCCGCUCUAUACUACUACGAAACAGCAGCAGCAGCAGCAGCAGCAGCAAGAGCAGCAGCAGGAGCAACAGGGGGGCUCCGCUUACGCUGCAGCAGCGCCUGCCUGCCGGCUGCCUCUUCCUUACCUCGAGUGGCUGUGCGCGCAGCUGGAUUUGCUGCUGCAGCAGCUGCUGCUGCUUGUGGGGCCCCGCGCCUCUACCCUGUCUGCUUCUCUUGUGCAUGCACUUGCUGCUGCUUCGCAUCCUCCCUGGACCUACAGCAGCAGCCGCAGUAGCAGCGACAGCAGCAGCAGCGGUAAGAGCGAAGACGAGUUUAUGCUGCAGCUGCUGGUGGGGUGUAUAGACAGCUCGGGUGCCUUGCAGCGGCUGCUUGAGGCCGCCCCUGGGGGCCCAGCAUAUCGGCAGCAGCUGCUGCGGCUGCUGGGUUUUGUGCUGCUGUUGCUGCUGCUGCAGCACCAGCUGCGUCUCAUUGCUGCUGUUGAGCGAUUACCUCGCAGCAGCCGAGCGGCCGUUUGGCAGCACGCAGAUGCACUGUGGGGAGGCGCCUGUGCAGCAGCAGUAGCAGCAGGAAGAGCAGCAGCAAAAGCAGCAGCAGCAGUAGCAACUCCAAGCCAAUUGGUGUGCCGCAGGUCGCUUGCAGAGCUCCUACAGUGCAGCACAAUUCAGCAGUGGCUGUGGCGCUGCCUCAGCACCGCGCUGCUGAUGCUGCAGCAGCACCCACCCUCUUUGCUGCAGCCCGUAGUAGGACCUGCAGCAGCAUGCAGCAGCAGCAGCGGCGAGGCUUCUUCCCCGUUACCAGAACUCCGAUGGUUAGCGCUUACACUGCAGCAGCAGCAGAAGCUAGAAAGAGCAGCAUUGCUAGCAAAGGCAGCAGCAGGAGCAGCAGCAGUAGUAACAGCAGUAGCAGCAGCAACAGCACCAGUAGUAGCAGCAACAGCAGCAACAAUAGCAGCAGCGGCACAGUUAAUAAUGCUGAAGCCGUCAGUGUGGUUUGCUGCUGCUGUGCGUAGGGUUUGGGGAGCAGCAGACAGUCGAGCGCUCUUUCGCUGGCAAGUCCAGGUGUACAUGCAGCAGCAGCAGCAGCAGCAAAAGCUGCAGCAGCAGCAGCAGCAGCAGGGGACUUCGCAAGGGUUGCUGCAGCUGGCGGAGACAGUUCUCGCCAAAUUUGCACACUGUGCAGCAGAACAGCGGGUAGAAUACCAGGCAUCUGCUGCUGUUGCUGCUGCUGCUGUUGUUGCUGGUGUUGCUGUUGCUGCUGUUGCGGUUGUUACUGCUGCUGCUGCUGUUGCUAUUGGUGCUGCUCUUGCUACCGCUGCGGUUUCUAUUUCCUCUGCUGUUGCUGCUGCUGUUGCUGCUUGUUCUCAGCGCGCGCUGCUGACGGAGUGCUUGCUGCAGCUGCUGCUGCAGGAGCAGGAUGAGUCCUUCUCAGCAGUGCGCUUGGCGGUGCAGCAGUUGAUGGCAGCAGCAGCGUCAUCAUCAGAUAGAGCAGCAGCAGCAAAAACCAAGGAGCUUCAGACAGCGGAUGUCGUUGCAGCCUUUAAAGAAGCCGUCCAUCUUGCUGCUGCUGUUGAGAACAGCAGCAACAGCGGCAGCAGCUACAGCAGAAUCUACAGCAGCUACAGCAGCGGCAGCAGCAGCAGCAGCAGCAGCAUGGAAGCUGCUGCUCUCGGGUGGAAACAGCUGCUGCCCCGGGUGCUGGGCUAUUCGUGCACAGAGCGCGUGCUGCUGGAUUGUGCAACUCUUCAGGUGUCUGGGGCCUCUCUGCAGCAGCAGCAGCAGCAGCAGCAGCAGCAGCAGCAGCCGCAGCAGCAGCAGAUAGAAGGCCUGUGGACGAGGCUAGAGCGCAGCUGCGGAGGAGAGCUGCCGCUGCUGCUGCCUGGCGAGCUGCUGCAGUGGGUGGCGUUAGAUUGCCUCUUUGAGGUACAUGAGCAGCAGGUGUUGCAGUGUAGGAAAGCAGCCGCAGCAGCAGCAGAGGCUGCAGUAGCAGCAGCAGCUGCUGCUGAGCUGAAGCGGCAACAUGCUACAGUAGUGGCAGCACUAAACAGACAGGACGACAGCUUUUACUGCGGUCUGCUGCUGCGCUGCUGCCCGGCGCGGCACCACAACUGGGCUGUUUCUUCUCUGCGAAUGCUCUACAGCAGCAGCAGCAGCAGCAGCACUGCUGCUGCCUCUAUUGUGCGGGCUUAUCUUCACUGCUGCUUCAGCGGGGGCCUGUUGGCUCAGGGGGGGGUCCUUGCUGAGCUGUACAAAGAGCAGCAGCAGCAGCAGCAGCAGCAGGAAGAGCAGCAGCGUCUGCGGCUGCUAGCAGCAAGCAUGUACACGGCCUUAGCUACGGCAGAAGCACCGCAGCAGCAGCAGCAGCAGCAGCACUCAGGGGUGCCAGCAUCUACCCGGUCCACUGCAGCAAUGGAAGCGCUGGAGCUGCUGCAGCAGGUGCAGCAGCAGCGUGCUGCUCUUAUUGCUGCAGGCGCAUGCGUGCCGACUUGUGGGGAGGAACUGCCAUCCCUCUUCUGCUCCGUCCUUGACCAGCAGCAGCAGCAGCAGCAGCAGCAGCUGACGCUGCAGUACGAGACAGAGCUGCUGCAGCAGGUUGUUUCCUCUCUUAAAACACUGCAGACGAUCGUCAGAGAAGUGCAGCUCCCGCUGAUGGAUUGGGUAUCGCUGCAAGUGCUGCAGCAGCAACAGCAGCAGCAGCAGCAAAUCCAGCAGCAGCAGCAGCAGCAGCAGCAACUAGAGUGGGUCGCUUCCGUCAACAACGUGCAGGGGCCUGCGGGGCGUCUGCGCUUCUCGUUGCUGCCGAUGCCGCAGCUAUUUCGUUUUGCUGCUGCAGCAGAUGCGCCUCAUUUAUCUCUACGUGCGCUGCUGGUGGAUUUGGUGCUGCACCUUCCCGAUGUGCUGCAGCAGCAGCAGCAGCAGCAGACGUUCGGAGCUGCAGCGAGUGUGCAUGCAGCAGCUGCUGCUCUUUUGUCUCGCCUCUUUCUUCAGGCGUCUGCUGCAAGAGGCAGCUGGCCAACGGUUAGCAUGCUGGAGCAGCUGCUGCCAGCAGCACAGAAACAAACAGGAAGUCCGGUGCUGCUGCUGCUGCUGCGCUGCUGCGAGUAUGCUUGGUCGGAUUUGCCCGACGUUUCGUCUUCAGCAGCAGCAGCAGCAGCAGCAGCACCAGCAGUGGAGGUGCUGCAGAAAGGCAACAUGCUUGUGCGCUGCUGCCUGGAAGUGCUGCAUGCCGCCUGGCAGCAGCAGCAGCAACAGCAGCAACAGCAGCAGCAGCAGCAGCAGGAAACCCUGCCUGCAGAUCUUCUGUUGAUUGCAAGAGCAUGGCAGCCUGGAGGAGCUUUCUCUUUUUCUGACUCUGUUGAGGUGUACGUUCAGCUCCUCGCGGAGGAGACGCUGCUAGAGCAGACUUGCGACAUCUUCAACGCGCAGCAGCAGCAGCUACAGCUGCAGCAGCAGCAGCAGCAGCAGACACAGCAGCAACAGCAGCAGCAGCAGGAGAUGUGUAUGCCUCUGAGCUUGUCUGUUGUGCGCCUUCAUCUGCACCGCGUGCUGCUGCGGCUGCUGCUGGUCUGGCUGGAGGCAGCAGAAGGUACGGGGCCCAACAGCAGCAGUUUGCUGCUGCAGAAGACAGCACAAUCUGAGGCGCUGCAGUCUCUACUAAAUCACCUGAGUGAAACGAAAGACAACUCGCAGCAGCAGCAGCAGCUAGCGGAGUCCGCUAAGCUCGUUAAAGUGCUGCUGCAGAGUGCAUCUGCUGUUAAGAGACCCCUUCAGCAGCAGCAGCUGCAGCAGCAGGAACAGCAGCAGCAGCAGCAGAUGCUGCAGCUGCAGCAACAACAGCUUCUUAUGCCUUCACACGCAUACCCAGAUGCCUUAGGCGGUGCUACUUGCAGUUGGGUUGAAGGUUUAAAGAGAGAAUAA
Messenger RNA from Eimeria acervulina, 7377 nucleotides. RefSeq lists its product as hypothetical. Gene Ontology annotation, biological process: regulation of transcription by RNA polymerase II. Lineage: Eukaryota; Apicomplexa; Conoidasida; Eucoccidiorida; Eimeriidae. Gene Ontology annotation, cellular component: SWI/SNF complex; nucleus. The coding region runs from base 1 to 7377 and encodes 2458 amino acids. The record is from RefSeq and is a predicted model, not a curated record. The transcript has 5 exons. Gene Ontology annotation, molecular function: transcription coregulator activity.